UCUGUGGUAAAAAGUUUUUACAGUCAGCUGCGCGCACCUCGUAAUAUAUUUUGAGGAUUUCGUAAUAAAAAAUAGAUUGCCGGCUUUUGGUUUGAAAUGUUCAAAAUAAUUCAGCUGUAAUAAAAUGUCGGACUGGUAUUGGCGGGUAAUUGCUCUGAAGGCAGCGUUUGCUUUAAGUUUUAUCGUUUGUAGUUUACGUGCGGACGAUACUGUGCAAAAGUUACCGUUCUGCAAUCCUAAUAAUGUUAAGGACGGUCCGGUGCAUAACGAUCUAGUCAUAGUCAGCACAUUGGACGGACGGCUCACAGCCUUCUCAACACAGAAUGGCCUCAAAGCUUGGGAUUUGGAGACACAGCCGCUGCUCUCGUCAAAUCUUCACCAUGUCGAGCUCACAUCUGGAGGGAAGUGGGUCCGCUUGGUCCCGUCGCUCAGCGGCAGCCUGUACAGUCUCAGCGGGGACAACAUUGAGCCGUUACCCUUCGAUGCUGACCAACUGUUGUCCUCAUCAUUUAAGUACUCGGACGACCUUGUUAUAGCUGGUGCUCGCGAGACCCUCUGGUUCGGUCUGGACGCGCACACCGGCGGCGUGAUCUACGAGUGCGGCUCCGGCGGCUGCAGUACCGAACAGCAGACGGCAAACGCGGACCGUGACGUCAUCGUCCUGAGGCGACAUUCCAGCACCGUCAGAGCACUGGACCCUAGGAGCGGGAGUGAGAAAUGGAACUUCAGCGUGGCCGAGCAUCGCGUGGCACUAAGCCGUCGGGAGUGCGCGGAGGCGGGCGCGGGCGCGGCGCCGCUGGGCGUGGCUGUAGCGCUGCCUGAGGGAGUCGUCGCUGUACGAGAUGUUGCUGGAUCCAAACUGUGGCAGCAGAAGCUAGAGUCCCCGGUAGCGGGCAUAUGGCGCCUGUACUCCGGUACCCUGCAACAUAUCGACGUACUAUGGGAGGCCACGCAGACCCUCGCGAACGGCGGACUCACACAACAGCCCUCCUUGUAUAUAGGGGUACAUGACAAACAGCUAUACAUCCAAGAAAGUGAAUUCUACACUCGUAAGCUGGAAACAGCUGUGUCAGCGAAGCCGUUGCCAUGGAAACUGGUGACAGCUCGACCGCAGCUCACAGCUGAGCCAGAAGACGAGAGAGCGUUAUCACUGCACGAUACUGAUAAGAACGCGCUGUCUCUUAUCACGCUGUAUGGGAGCGCUGGGAACAAUAUAGGUGAUCACGGCUACUUCGUCUACCUAGAAGACACUUGCGACCAAUCCGUCCAAGUGUCAGAAGACCUGUUCGACGACACAGCCCUGCCCAACAUAAGUGCUGAGGAACCUGAACACCAUCACAUCCACGUCCAUAUCUCCUCGCUCUGGUAUUGGUGGAAGGAAGUCCUGCUGAUUGCUGUGUCUUCGGCUCUGCUGAUGAACCUCAUGAUCUGGCCAAGGUUCUUCGCGCCGAAGAUUAGGGCGCAGACCCCGUUGCCGAUUGUUAGUCAGGAGCAGGUGGUGGUCCAGGUCUGUGGCUGGCACCCGGACCAACCCGGGCCGCGGCCGAACAUUCCAGAAUACUCCGGCCGCUACGAGAACGACUUCACGCCGCUCCGCUGUUUGGGACGAGGCGGCUUCGGCGUGGUCUUCGAAGCUAAGAACAAUAUCGAUCAUUGUUCGUAUGCUGUUAAGAGGAUAACUUUGCCGAGGAGGGAGUCAAAACGCGAGCGCGUACUACGUGAAGUGAGAGCCCUAGCCAAGUUAGACCACGAACACAUCGUGCGGUACUUCAACGCGUGGGUGGAGGAACCGCCGCCGCUGUGGCAGAAACAGAGGGAUGAGGUGUGGAUGAGAGAACUGGACGCGCCCGCCAGUGACGUCAUGCUGAACCUCAAGUCUUCAGACCUCAGCUUCGACGCGCUGGAGUUCAAGAAGGACGAGCCUUCCAAGAGGAUCAGAUCCUUCAGCUGCGACGAUUCCUUCAGCAUAGUUUUCGAUGAGAACGCACCAUCCUCCGACAAAACUCCGACCAAUGACGUCACAUAUUCAAAGACCAACGACGUCACACACUCAAGGACCAAUGACGUCAGUCACUCGAAGCCCGACGACGACUCGUUCAUAGUAUUCGCUCACUCCGAAACAGAGUCGAAGAGAAACUCCUUUGAUAAGAGAUUGGAGAGAGUUAAAGAGUGCGAUUAUAAGACUGAAAGUUCUACUACUGGGAGGAAGAAGAAGCUCGGACCCUCGCCCGCAGGUCCUCACCCGCAGAUGUACCUCUACAUCCAGAUGCAGCUGUGUCGGCGCGACAGCUUGCACGACUGGCUCCGGGACAACCGCAAGUGCGACGCCAGGGCUGAUAAGGUAAAGAUCCUAUUCAGUCAGAUAGUAUCAGCGGUGGAAUACGUCCACUUAGCGGGCCUCAUCCAUCGAGAUCUCAAACCGAGUAACAUUCUAUUCGCUCCCGACGGCCGCGUCAAGGUCGGAGACUUCGGGCUGGUCACCGCCAUGAACGACACUUCUAAUGAUGGCGAGGAGAAGACUGAUGCUGUGGACCCUCAUCAACGGCAUACGUAUAGAGUUGGCACCCACCUCUACAUGUCACCGGAACAGCUGCUGGGCCGUCCCUACAGCUACAAGGUGGACAUAUACUCCCUCGGCCUGAUCCUGUUCGAGUUGCUGCAGCCCUUCGCUACGGAGGCCGAGCGCGUGGCGUGUCUUCUACGGCUCAGGAACUCUUUGUAUCCUGAACAGUUUACUCAGAGUUAUCCUCAAGAGACGGAAGUCUUAAAGCUGAUGCUGAGCGAGGAUCCCUCGCAGCGUCCAACAGCUACAGGUGUGAGAGCUCGCGCGCCGCUGUUCCAGCUCACCAACCCUGAACAUCACUUCAUACUGCCUGCUAUGGCGGCCGCGUAACAU
This is a messenger RNA of Trichoplusia ni (cabbage looper), 2896 nucleotides long. Its product is annotated as eukaryotic translation initiation factor 2-alpha kinase-like. The transcript is spliced from 17 exons. Gene Ontology annotation, biological process: protein phosphorylation. The record is from RefSeq and is a predicted model, not a curated record. The coding region runs from base 125 to 2893 and encodes 922 amino acids. NCBI's taxonomy places the organism in Eukaryota, Metazoa, Arthropoda, Insecta, Lepidoptera, Noctuidae. Gene Ontology annotation, molecular function: ATP binding; protein kinase activity; protein binding.